UGUGUUUCAGAAUGGCAUUGAAAUCACUCUUGAACACCAAAUCCCCCAACCAGUAUUUCCACCCACCACCCUUGAAGAUCUUAGUUCUUAGGAUAAUCGAUGCCCCAAAAGUGAUUUCGUGGGAUUUUUCUAAAACAGUGGUCACACCAGCCACAACAAAAUUUAAUAAGGUGGCAAUAUUUUCAGACGGCCAGACAUGCACUAAAGUCACGAUCUUUCAAGAGUUUGGUGAUAGAAUCAAAGAGGGUUACACAUAUAUAAUGAGGGGACAUACAAUCAGGGGAAGUGACCCACCGUACUACCUCAACAUCAAUGAAAGAACAAUGUUCUUUCGAACCACUAACCUGGAGGUGACAGAAGAACUCUACCAACAGGCAGAGGCCCUUCUCUAUCCAGCCUCUCCUCUCACUCCACUCUUUGAGUGCUUGGCGUCCAAGGGCCUCAUGACUGUGGAAGGCCAAGUGAUCGAGGUAUUACCAGUCAAAAAAGUCACUCUUGGUGGUCACUGUGUACCUUUAAAAAAGGUUAUGCUGGAGCAGGGUAGUGACAAGAUGGAACUCUGCCUCUGGCGAGAGGCAGCCACUGAACAAGUGCAGGUUGGCGAGAGGUUGACAGUGACCCACCUCAAGGUCACUAAGAAUGGGAACUUGCAGUCAACUGUUCACACUGCCUUUAAGAAACCAGAGACUGAAGUAAAGGAAGGCUCUAUCCUGGGGGUAAUGGAGCAGCACCAGGACGAGGGGUUCCUCCAGAUCCUGCUUGAUGACGACUCCAUUUACACCAUCAGAAAGGAGCUAUGGUCCCCACUUAAUGAGCAGUUGGUCAAAGGGCCAAUUAGAGUGGUACUGACUACUGAAGGGGGAGAGAUCAUUAACAUAAUAACAAAGGCAAAGGAAGAGUGAAGGGGUGGAGGGGGGCAAAGAGGGUGAGCUUGAAUUUAGUUGGGGGGUGAGAUUGUUGUAAAAAGUUUGUAAAUGUUCUGGGUUUUUUGCUCUUACAUUUAUGUGUUUGAAUUUUUAAUCUGUUCCUAUGUUCAGUUGUUUUAAUAGAUGUUUUAUAA
This is a messenger RNA of Acanthopagrus latus (yellowfin seabream), 1060 nucleotides long. RefSeq lists its product as uncharacterized. The record is from RefSeq and is a predicted model, not a curated record. The transcript is spliced from 4 exons. Bases 12 to 902 code for a protein of 296 amino acids. Lineage: Eukaryota; Metazoa; Chordata; Actinopteri; Spariformes; Sparidae.